Molecule: messenger RNA, 14189 nt
Organism: Lymnaea stagnalis (great pond snail)
Lineage: Eukaryota; Metazoa; Mollusca; Gastropoda; Lymnaeidae
Source: the annotation of a GenBank genome assembly
CCAGCUCUGAAUCCAGCGCCCACGCCUUACCCAGUUUCGGCGCCCUGGGGGUAUGCCUUUGGUCCCCUCUUAUUUUCGCCCCUGGCUUCUUUAAUGCAUCCUUUUUAAUACAUUAACGAGGACACUAUCCAAAAUAUAUCAGAAUCCCUGGUUUACAGUUACGAUGUACAAGAUUUAAAAUGUUUCCAUUUUCCCCUCACAGCGGAAUACAGCCAUCGAUUGGCUGUCCAUGGUCUACAUGCUGGCGUACAUCCCGUUCAUCUUUCCCGCCAAUUGGCUACUCAACCGGAAAGGCCUGCGAAUAUGCUGCAUCGUGGGAUCGUUGCUUAAUUGUGUUGGAGCCGGACUAAAACUGGCCAGUGUUUCUCCCGACCGGUGAGUCGCGUGAAAUAAACUACUUUGUGUGAAAUGUUUAUUUUCCAGAUUUAAAGACUUUAUACGGCAUGUUGGCAUAAAUGAGACAUUUGUAGGAAUGAGACUUUAUAUGGCAUGUUGUCACGAAGAAAUACAUUGUAGGAAAUGAGACCUAAUAUGGCAUGUUUGCACGAGGAGAAACAUUUGUAGGAAAUGAGCCUUAAAUACUUUAUACUGCAUGUUGGCAUAGACAUUUGUUAAAUGAACCCUUAUAGACGCCUGUAGGAAAUAAGACUUAAAGACACAUGUUGGAAAUGUGACUUACAGAUACAAGUAAGGAAUGAGAUUAUAGACACUUGCUAAAUGAAUCAUCCAGAAAUUAUCCUCGCUGCUUUACAGGGAUCCUCAGAUACCACCCUCCCUUAGAUAGCAUCUUGCCUUAGAUACCACCCUCCCUUAGAUACCACCCUCCCUUAGAUACCACCCUCCCUUAGAUACCACCCUCCCUUAGAUACCACCCUCCUUUGGAACCAUCUUGCCUGAGAUAUCACCCUCCCUUAGAUACCACCCUCCCUUAGAUACCACCCUCCCUUAGAUACCACCCUCCCUUAGAUACCACCAUCCCUUAGAUACCACCCUCCCUUAGAUACCACCCUCCCUUAGAUACCACUCUCCCUUAGAUACCACCCUCCCUCAGAUACCACCCUCCCUCAGAUACCAUCUUGCCUUAGAUACCACCCUGCCUCAGAUACCACCCUCCCUCAGAUACCACUGUCCCUUAGAUACCAUCUUGCCUUAGAUACCACCCUCCCUCAGAUACCACCCUCCCUCAGAUACCACCCUCCCUCAGAUACCAUCUUACCUUAGAUACCACCCUGCCUCAUAUACCACCCUCCCUCAGACACCACCCUCCCUCUCUCCCUCAGAUACCACCCUGCCUUAGAUACCACCCUGCCUCAGAUACCACCCUCCCUCAGAUACCACCGUCCCUUAGAUACCAUCUUGCCUUAGAUACCACCCUCCCUCAGAUACCACCCUCCCUCAGAUACCACCCUCCCUCAGAUACCAUCUUGCCUUAGAUACCACUCUGCCUCAGAUACCACCCUCCCUCAGAUACCACCCUCCCUCAGAUACCACUCUCCCUUAGAUACCAUCUUGCCUUAGAUACCACCCUGCCUCAGAUACCACCCUCCCUCAGAUACCACCCUCCCUCAGAUACCAUCUUGCCUUAGAUACCACCCUGCCUCAGAUACCACCCUACCUUUCGUAUGGAAGUUACUAAGUCAAAAUGAAAAUGAAGAUGGAUGAUUAAGGAAUAAAACUAAGGUAGGGGUUGUCUGUUCAACAUUUAAAAUCAACCACAUGUUUUGAAAGAACUUCAAUUAUUUCCCUUGCAGAUUUGGUUUAUUAAUGUUUGCUCAGGCCAUUUGUGCAGUCUCACAACUCUGGGUCCUGGGAAUUCCUGCCAGGUUGGCCGCUGUGUGGUUCGGACCCAAUGAAGUGUCAACAGCGACCUCUUUUGGUGUGUUUGGUAAUCAGGUAAAACUGGUUGACAUGAACACUGAAGUUAACUAAUAUAAUAUUGUGAUUGUUUGAAGUUAACAAAUAAAAUAUUGUAAAUGUUUGAAGUUAACAAAUAAAAUAUUGUAAAUGUUUGAAGUUAACAAAUAAAAUAUUGUAAAUGUUCGAAGUUAACAAAUAAAAUAUUGUAAAUGUUUGAAGUUAACAAAUAAAAUAUUGUAAAUGUUUGAAGCUAAUAAAUAAAGGUUUAAGUUUAAAAAUAUAAUAUUGUAAAUGUUUAAGUUAAAAAAUAAAAUUGUGUAAAUGUUGUAGAAUGUAGCCGGCAGGCAUUAGUCUAGAUCUAAAUGUUGACAUAAGAGCAUAGGAGACAUUAAGCCAAUGAGGACUUUCCACAUUAGGACAGAUGUGAAUAAUAGAUAAUAACAGACAUUCAUAAAACACGAUGAAAAAAUCCAUAUGACAUGAUGCUAUACUUCCUUGAUAUAUUAUGAUAUAUUUACAAAAUACAUGAUAAAAGCCUGCAUAAUACAUUGUAAAAAAUUCAUAAUAUAUGAUACAAUGAUAUAGUACAUGAUAAUAUUCUUCCAAAAACAUGAUGAUAUGCUUCCAUAAUGCAUAAUGAUAUACUUCCAUAAUACAUGACAUUUUUCAUAAUGCAUGAUGAUGCAUAAUGCCUAGAGGGCCAAUAAUUUAUUGUAUAUCCAAAAAAAGUCAAAUUUUAUACCCCACUGUUGCACCUGUAUGUAUUUGGGCUACCUCCACCCACUCCAAUGUAUAAGUGCAAAGAGCUGUCAAACCCAUAUCCCAAAUAAAUUUAAAAAAAAAAAAUUUUAAAUGACAAAAUAUCCAUAAAAAAAAAAUCACAGACAUCAAUAAUGUGUUAUGACAGACAUCACUAAUGCAUGAUGACAGACAUCCAUAAUUCAUGAUGACAGACAUCAAUAAUUAUAACAGAAAAUAUCAAACACAAGAGUAUCUAAAGAAUGAACUAAUCACAUCUUAAGACAGUUCAAUGUAUUUGUUAGUUCAAAAUUGAUUAGUUCAUGAUUAAAUUUUACAAGUUCAAUAUCUAUUAGUUUUUCUUGAGCUGGUAGCAUUUGAAUGUGAUUUUACAAACUUCACCUUUAACAUCAAUUAGUUUUUAAUUAUCAAACAGCAGGACACAUACAGGACACAUACAGGACUCAUACAGGACUCAUACAGGACACAUACAGGACACAUACAGGACACAUACAGGACACACCCAUGGACAUAAUUUUGUUGUUUACUUUGAUAUUAGGCAAUUAUUAAUCCGUUUUAUAACCAAAAAAUCUGAAACACUUGAGUUGAUAAAUAGGCCUGUAAAUUUUUCAACAGUUGUUUCAACCGAUUUUUUUGUCGACAGGUUGGCAUAGCGGUUGGGUUUUUGAUCCCUCCAAUUUUAGUCCCAAACUCUUCGGACUUUGAUGAUCUGACCAGACACUUCUAUAUCAUGUUUAUUAUUGGUGCUGUCGUCACCUUUGUAAUCUUUCUACUCAUAUGUAUAUGUAAGUAUCAUCAUAUGUAACUGUAAUUUCUAUCAUCUAUAACUGUAAAUUAUUUUAUAAUUGUUAUUAAAUGGUCUUAUAUAGCGCGGUACCCCAACCUAGAGCUAGGCUCACCCUGCUUCACAUAAAAAUUGGCAAAAAGAAAGAAAAAAGAAAAAUGACAUUUAAAAAACAGUGAAAUAAAAUUAUUCAUUUAAAAACAGCUUUGUAAAAAUAUUGACCUCACCCACCAAAGUACUAUUUACCCCUGUCUAGCCAUGGACGGCACCUAUCAGCAUCGAGCAUUUUUUAUUGGCUAUAUCUUUAAUUUAUAUCAUCUAUAUAUUUAUUUACAUGAUCUAUAUCUGUAAGUUCUAUCAUCUUUAUAUGUAGUUCUAUCAUCAGUAUUUGCAUGACCUGUUUUAUCAGCCACACAAUCAUAAAUGCUUAUUUUUAAAACAACUAUUACAUAAAAAAUGACAAAUAUAUAUAAAAUGAAGCUCAGAGUGAAUGAAAUCAAUUAAAAUUAAUGUAAUUGUGUAAUUAAUUUGAACAUAAUCUACAAAUUAUAAUUCAGCUUAAGUCUCCUUACAAUUACUGAAUUAGUGAUAAUCCAUUAUUGUCACAAACCAAUACCUUUCUUUCUGUGAAUCAACAAAACCAAUACCUUUCCUUUAUGUGACUCAACAAAAUAAAUACUUUUCCUUUAUGUGACUCAACAAAAAUACCUUUCCUUUAUGUGACUCAACAAAAUCGAUACUUUUCCUUUAUGUCAUGUGACUCAACAAAAAUACCUUUCCUUUAUGUAUGUGACUCAACAAAACCAAUACCUUUCCUUUAUGUGACUCAACAAAAAUACCUUUCCUUUAUGUGACUUAACAAAAUAAAUACCUUUUUAAUUUAUGUGACUCAACAAAACCAAUACCUUUUUAAUUUAUAUGACUCAACAAAACCAAUACCUUUUUAAUUUAUAUGACUCAACAAAACCAAUACCUUUCUUUUAUGUGACUCAAUCCUAGAUGCUAAUCACAUAAAUCUGUUUUUCCAAGUAUUCCAAGAUAAACCACCAAAUCCUCCAAGCAGAGCACAGCUGCUGUCCGUCGAAAAUGCAGCAAAUGAAAAUUAUCUUCAGUCACUGGUCCAUCUUUUUAAAAAUAAAGGAUUUCUGGUUCUUAUGGUUGCCUAUGGUAAGUGGGACAAUUCAUAAUUAUUUUGAAAAUUAAAGGUGAAUCUAUGUCACUUUAUCCUGUUCAUGUGAAUAUGAUAGAUAUAAAUUAAUAAAUAAUCAUCAUCAUCAGUAGCACUACAGCCCAUGUAGGGCCCUGGCCUGCUCCACCACAUCCUUCCACUCGGAGCGAUCCAUGUCUUUCCGUCUCCGUGCUCAAAUCCCCAACUGGUGUAAAUCAGUCUCCACAUCAUCAAUCCACCUCAUCCUUGGGCGACCGGUGAGUCGUCUGCCCCUAGGCUUCUGCCUGUAUAUUAUUAUAAUUUUGGCUCUUCUACAUUCCGGCAUCCUUUCAACAUGACCUGCCCAGCGUAUUCUGCCUUUUUUUAUCAUUGUGACUAUGGGUGGUUCUUUGUACAAAUAGUAAAGUUCUUGGUUUGUACUUAUUCUCCAGAUAUCAUUUUCUAUCACUGGUCCGUAUAUUUUGCGGAGGAUUUUUCUCUCUCAUGUUUUCAGCAGGUUCUCUGCUUUUCUGGUGAGGGUCCAGGUCUCACUAGCGUACAUUACUACAGGUCUUAUGAUGGUAGUGUAUAUUGUCUUCUUUGGUCCCCUUGAGAGGUUUUUGCUUCCCAGUAGCUCUUGUAGACUGAAAUAGGAACGGUUGCCUGCUGUUAUCCUUUCUUUCACCUCCGACAUUAUCUCAUUGUGCUCAUUUAUAGUUGCCCCUAGAUAUUUGAAUGUAGCCACUCUCUCAAAUGUGUGGUUGUUUAUAUUGAUGUUAUUAUCAGCAUGGGAGUUUCUUGACAUUAUCAUAUAUUUUGUCUUCGGUUCAUUUAUAUCAAGGCCAGCUUUGAAUGAGGCAUUUUCAAGUUCCCUGAAUGCUUUAAUUGUGUCAUCACGGUUUCUACCCAGUAGUGCUAUAUAUAUCAUCUGCAUAUGCCAGGUACUGCAAUGGUUGGCUAUAUAAGGUUCCUGAUGGUCGUUGUUCUGUAUUAUCUCUCUGGAAGUAGUUUGUUAUAGUUCCACUGGUGCUAAUGUGUAUGCUUCUAAUAACUUUUUCUAGCGUGAUGUUAAACAGGAUACAUGAUAGUGAAUCUCCUUGUCUGAGGCCCUGAUUAACUAGGAACUCCCUAGAGUAUUCUCCCUGUACCUUGAUUCUACUUUUGGAAUUGGCCAUUGUCAUUAUGUAUCAUACAUGUAUGAGCCAAGUAAGCUUGUUAGGGACUCCAAGUUCUUGUAGAGCUGUUUUGUAAUCCACAUAUAGUUGGUCUAUGUCAAUGUUAUAUUCGUAACAUUUCUCCAGGAGACAUCUUAUAGUAAAAAUAUGAUCCGUGGUUGACCUAUUCUGCCGGAAUCCACAUUGAUAGUCCCCUAGGAUCUGUUCACUAUACUUUUCCAAUUUUCUUGCUAUAAUUUUUGUGAGGAUUUUGUACAUUACAUUAAGAAGGGAGAUACCUCUAUAGUUUGAGCAUAUCAACUUAAAUUCCUUUUUGUAGAUUGGGAUUAUGAGUGCCGUGUCCCAUUCAGUUGGCAUUUCUUCCUCCUGCCAGAUUCUGGUUAUAAGUUCGUGUAUUUGCUUAUGCAGUUCGUUACCACCUAGCUUUAUGAGCUCUGCAGGGAUAAGGUCUAUUCCUGGGGCUUUGUUAUUUUUCAUGGUGGAGAUUACAUCUUUUAUUUCAUUUAAUGUUGGUUGGUUGACCAGUGGGUCCGGUCCUCCUGGUGGCGGAGCGUAAUCCUCAUUGGUUCCUCCACCUGAGCCAUUCAGUAGGCCUUCAAAGUGUUGUGUCCAUCUCUCUAGUACUCUACUGCUUUCUGUGAUCAAUUCUCCAUCAGUGCUUUCACAUGGGUGGGAUCUUGCUUGAAAGCCAUUCUUUUCCUGCUUUAUCUUUAGGUACAUUCCCCUCACAUCUCUUUCUUUUGCCAACUCUUCUAUCUUUACUAUUUUUUAUUUUUCCCAAACACGUUUUUUCUUUCAGCAAAUUUUGCUGGCCACCCUUCUUGCUUCAUUAUAUAAUUGUCGUGUUCUUCUUGUCUCCCUUUGCAGCAUCAUUAGCCGAGCUUUGUUUCUUUGUUAUAUAAGUUAUUUGCAUUCUGCGUCAUACCAUCCUGUUCUUUUCACUGCUGGUUUAAAUCCAAUCGUUUCCUCUGUUACACUUGUAACUAUUUGCUUCAUCUUUUCCCAUUGCUGGUUUAUAUCAAUGUUGCUGGCUGAUUCUGUUUUGGAUAAUUCUAGUAGAGUUUCAAUCUUCUGUUGAUAUUCCUCAGUAAUUUUUGGGUCCCUACUCAGUUUCUGACUAUUGUACUGUUUUUCUCUUUUAUUUUGUUUAUUGUGAAUGUUACAAAUUCUUUGCUUAUAUUUGAUUCUAACAAGCAUGUGGUCUGAGUCUAUAUCUGCCCCUCUACAAGUUUUCACAUCUGAUAUGUCCGAGCCAUGCCUCCGGUCGAAUUAAUAAAUAAAGCUUAUGAUAAUGUAAAGUUUUAAAAGAUACAAAAAGGACAUAUGUCUUCUGAAAGCCUUUAUCAGUGGACUUAUUAUUGCAAAAUCAACAUAUAAAUACAAAUAAUUUUUGUUACACCUUUUUGUUUGGUAAAUAAGUGUAAACCAUUAAUGCUUGGGUCAGAAUGACAUAAUACAUCAAUUGUCUUCCAAAAUAAAAAAAAAAAGAAGACUCAAAAAAAAAUGUGUUAGUUGUCUCAUUAAAGCAUUAAAUGUUGUGCUUUAUAAAUUAAUCUUUUCUCUAAGUACAGCUUAGACCCACCUCACCUCAAAUAUAAUAUUACCAUAUUUUAUGUGUACGUUAAAUGGUUUGAUUAACAUUAUGAGCUGUUACGUUUUAAUAAAGAAAUGAAACCUUAUUAUAAUCAGUUGUUAUUUUCUUUAAAUGAAUGACAGACUUAUUACCUGUAGUUUAAAACCUGUAGCUGCUAGUUGCUAUUUAAGACUCUCCCUUCCAGGUAUCAACACGGGUUCCUUCUACGCUAUUUCAACUCUCCUAAACACUAUAGUGCUCAACUAUUUUGAGGUGAGUAACUGACUGCUUCUCUAUUUCUCUAACUAUAUUCUCACUAUUUUUCAUUUGACACAUUGUUUAAUUCUUUUUCAGCCUGAAGGGUAACACCCUUGCAUUUUGAAAAAAAUAUGGUUUAUUAAAAAUGUAAUUUAACUGGUAGGAUAAAAAAAAAGGUCAAAUUGUUUUUAUGUCUCUCUUAAACAGUUUUCUUAUGGGGAAAAAUUAAGUGCCACUACAUAAAUUUCUCCUUUAUGAUUUUUUAUCAUAAUUUAACAAUGUUGUUUACUUUUUUUAAACUUACCCCAAAAAAAGCCAUCAAUUUUUUUAACAGCAAACUUAACAAAUGAAAUUCUCCUAAAAUUUUUAAUAAAUCAAAUUUAAUGGUUAAGCUUGGAUUUUCAGUUUUUGAAAUUUAUAUUUAUGCAUAUUUUAAUCACUUUUACUAGCUUUACUAAUAAUCUCAUUACAUUUGAAUAAAUGCACUGUGCACUGAUGUUAAAGUUUUGUUCCAUGUAUUCCAUUGCUUACAGUUGUUCUUAUUUUUAUUUAACCAUCCUUUUCUUAUCCUCAUUAGGUUCCUUAAACUAACAUUUUUUAUUAGAAAUAGAGCUAUAAAAUUAUAUUUGCAACAUAUUCCUAAUACCCAGUAUGUGCCUUGCUGUUGAUUGCAGAAUGAGGAAGAAAAUGCUGGUAGAAUAGGCCUGACCAUUGUCUUGAUGGGAGUAGCGGGGGCAGUGCUGGCAGGGAUUUGGCUGGACAAGACCAAGACUUUCAAGUUGGUAACAAGCAUGAGAAAGAGAGAUAGUGAGAGAGAUAAUGAGAGAGAUAGUGAGAGAGCGAUAGAGCCAUUGCUGUUCAUGCAAACUGGCAAAAUUUGGCUUAAUACUUGAAUGAAGUUUUAAUAGAAUUAUUUAUUUAGUUGUAUAAUUAGUUUGUUUGGUUAUGUCAUUGGUUAAGAAAAGAAAUUUUGGAACCUCUGGGUAAGAUCGAUGAAAUAUUUUACGCUAUUUUUUCAGAGCGACAACCAUUGCUAUAUAUGUCUUAUCGCUUGCUGGGACAGUAGCAUUCACUUUUACACUAGAUUUGGAAGCCAUUUGGAUUGUCUACGUCACUGCUGGAUCUUUGGGGUAACUUUUUGCAAAACAAACACACAAACAUAAUUAUUCUGAAAAAUCAGCAGAAGAAUGGUCAUGAAUCAAAUUUCUAAAACUUAGUUUUACUGUAAAACUUAAAAAGCAUUCAAAUGCCACAGCCUGUUGAAAGACUGUUGACUUGAUAUAUAUCCAGCAUGGCAUCAAUUUUAUUGUUAUGAUAAUAUUUUUGUAAAAUAUAUUUCUCUGCUUGAAAAGCUUCAGUUAAAAAUAAAAUUGCUUUUAAAAUUAUAUAUAUAUAUAUAUAUAUAUACUUAUCUGUAAAGAGUAUAAUUAAUAAUUUAAUGAUUCAUAGCAAAAUAGCAAAUUAGUCUAUUUGAAAAAAUAAAUAAAUUGCUUUUUCCACUACACCUAGACACUCGGUUAGAAAUUUUAAUUUUGCAGUGUGUGUCAAAGACAAUAUGAAGAAUCAUUUUAAUUCUUUAGGUUUUUCAUGACUGGGUAUUUACCAGUAGGGUUUGAGUUUGCUGCUGAACUAACUUUUCCAGAAUCUGAAGGGACAUCAUCUGGUUUACUCAAUGCAGCGGCUCAGGUUAGUUCCCCUUACAUACAAAAAAAAAAUAGUCAUCUGGAUUAUUUUUGAGAACUGAUGUAACUUGGAUAAUUAUCCGGUUUGUGUGAGGGUCUAGACCGUUAUUUCAUUUAUAAUUCUAUCCCUAACUCCCCCACACACACACUUUCCAACUUUCCUGUGCACUGCAAAUAAUAGGAAUCAGCUGUGCCAGAAGCUACUGUACCCAAAAAACAUCAUUUUUUUUAAAGACAAAUCUAUUAAUUAAAAUAAACCCUGUAUAUUUUAAAAUAAAAAUGAGUUUUCCCAAAACUUUAAACAUUUACAAUUUCAUGUAAAAAAAUGUGGCAAUGCAAUUUUUUUUCUCUCUUUCCUUUUUUAAAAUUGUUUGCUGUUUUAUCCUCAGAUUUUCGGAAUCAUUAUGACCAUUGGUAUGCGGGCCAUGAUGGAGUCUAUCAGUGUGCUGAGUGCCAACAUUACAAUGUGUUCAUUGCUUUUGGUUGGUGCCAUUAUAACAUGUGGGUAAUUUUUAUCAUCAUUAGUCUUAUUAUUAACACUCCACUGGUCCAAAGUAUAAGCCUGUCUCUUAAAGUUAAAAUAGCAUGGUCAUUAUUCUGUUUACGGUACCCAGUACCUUUGUGGAUCUAUGUAACAAUUAUAUUUUUAUAUCAUUUUUAUUUUACUGUAAUUUGCAGACCUUUAAGAAUGUAUUAAUUUUUAUAUAUAUUUUGUUUUGACAGCCUUGAUCAAAGCAGACUAUAGAAGACAAGAAGCAGGAAAGGCAGUAAUAGGAGAUGUUUUAAAAGAUACUGAAGAGAUUGUAGAUACACCUGAGGAAAACAAAGUUUUUAAAUCUCCAGCUAAAGGAGUUAACAAUCAACAAAAUAAUUCUUUAUAAAAAAAUGACCUAGGACUUAAACAUAUUCUUGAUUCAUGUGCUCAUUCAUUCUAUCAAUAUGACAAAAUCUAGAUCAAUAUUCUUUCAUUAAAUUUUUGUUAAAAAUCUUGCUAUCAAGAUAAAAACAUGAUAAUGAGCCAUAAUAACAAUAUAAAAAAAAUAACAUGUUAUGUUUCUCCUUACUGUUCUGUACAUUGCACAUGGAAGUUAUUUCAUACAAAAAUUAACUUUCCUCCACAGAUUUUACUGUGCACUGGUUCCCAAAGUGAUUUGGUUGUAAGCUUGCAACGAAAAUAUUAGUGGCUCCAUUCGACAAAAUAAUCAAAUACUUAAGUGUAAUUGUGCUAAUGUAUAUAUCCAUUUAUUGUAGAGUACUUACCAUCAUUACUGUCAGUUGCAUAGAGAACCUACCAUCAUUAAUGUCAGUUGUAUAGAGGACCUACCAUCAUUAAUGUCAGUUGCGUAGAGUACCUACCAUCAUUACUGUCAGUUGCGUAGAGUACCUACCAUAAUUACUGUCAGUUGGAUUGAGUAAAUACCAUCAUUAGUGUCAGUUUUGUAUAGUACCUACCAUCAUUACUGUCAGUUGUGUAGAGUACCUAAAAACAAGUCCAAGUAAACAAAUGACAUAACAGAAAAUUGGCCAUUAAAUAUGCUCUUUUUCAAUACAAAUGAAAGAAGAUCUGAUUGAGUUUUUUUUUUGCUCUGCAAUAUUUGCAUUUCCCCGUCUUCCAGCAUGGCAUCAAUUUUAUUGUCAUGAUAAAAUUUUUGUAAAAUAUAUUUCCCUGCUUAAAAAGCUUCAGUUAAAAAUAAAAUUGUGUUCAAAAUUAUUUAAUAUUUUUUAAAGCAAAAUUUUUCUUUUAAUACUUUCUUUUGAAGAGAUGUUUAAACACACUAAAAAUUUGAAAAUAAUUUUCUUUAAAUUCGUUAGGCCCCUUUUUUAGUUUGAAAAUUUGAAUCUAUAAAUUAUCAACACAAAAUAUUUUUUAAGCUAUGACUGCUUAAACAAUACCUGGGAUAGUGACUUAGCUUUAUAUCCAGGCAUCAAACUAAAAAGGAGAUUUUAACCACUGCUGCAUUUUAUACCCCUGGUCACUCUCUGUCCAUUUAUCAGAGUCUAAUAAUUAAAAUGUCCUUCCCCAACCCAAAAUCCUACAGUUAGGACCGAUGAUUACAGUUAGGACCGAUAAAUACAGUUAGGACCGAUGAUUAUUGCAAGCGAAGGGGUAGGGUCGUUGUUUUUCAACACCUUUUCUUAUUUCCCCUUCACUCAGCUCCCCUCCCCACCUUUCUUUCGAUCCAGCAUACCAGACCCACUCAACUCAAAUGCGACCUUACAGGACAGGUAUAAACCAAGCAAGAGGGUCAUGUGUGACAACAACAAAAUUAUGCUACAAAGUUAGAAACUUAAAAACCCUAUGGAUUUGCAAGUAGAAAGUCUCUUUUUUGUUUUUAAAGAAAUAGACUUUAUUAUGUCUGGAGACUAAUUUUUGGGACUGUUGCAACAUGCAUGAUUGGCCAACACAAGAAGAGGAAUAUAAAAAAAAAAAACAGUUGCUCCAAAAUAUUCUUUGUGAAAUUGAAUUGUCCAUGCACUAAAGAAAAUCUGGCUCCUGAUUGCAUGGUUUAGGAAUGGCAAUAUGCAAAAUUCUUGUAGAAAAAUGGUGUUUUAUUAUCUGUAUAUUUAUUGUUAAUAAUAGACUACUUUUAUACAACUGUCAAAUGUGGGUCAAGAAGCUGAAGAUUUUACAACUAUAAGACACACAAAAAAUGAGUAUUUUGAUACAUUGGUUUGACUGUAGGAAAGUAUGAAAGCCAAAUGCUGGUACUACUGCCAUUGACAUACUGUUUUGUUUUGCUUGUGAUGUAAAUACAUAUUUUGUGUAAUUGUACAGUACAUAAUUUGUCUUGAAGAAGUAUUAUUAUUGUGCUUAAUUCAUUCAUGAAACAUACAUAUAUUAAACAGAAUUUUUUUUUUAAAGUUAUGCACAAAUUUAUUUAUGAAUUUUACAUUUUGGUUGAUGUUUCUUUGGUUAAAACAUAGAGAAAAAUAAAAAAUCUUUGUACAAAAAUAUGCAGUAUUGUUCCAAAUAUAGGCCUCUUUGCUUAAAAUCGAGGUGGGGUCUAACAUCAGGAUUUUUUAACAAUAAAAUUAACCAAAAAUACUGGUAGAAGGGAAAAAUCAAAAUUGAGACUUUAUAGAAGUCCCUAAGUGACAAAAUCUGAACCCAAAAAAAAAGAAAAAUUUGGUUACUCUCAUCAAUAUGUCACCAAUGUUUCAUUAAAUAUGUCACCAACGCUUCCACAACAAUAUGCAACCAAUGCUUUCACUAAAUAAAAUUCCAGCUAAAUGCGUCUCUUAAAAAUAUCGCAAGCACGUUUGGUGUAAAAAUUGUCUUUUGUUUUACGGAAAUGGUCUCAUUGUAACUACAGUGUUAUACAAUGUAACUACAGUGUUAUUCAAUGUAACUAUAGUGUUAUACAAUGUAACUAUAGUGUUAUUCAAUGUAACUAUAGUGUUAUACAAUGUAACUAUAGUGUUAUUCAAUGUAACUUUAGUGUUAUUCAAUGUAACUAUAGUGUUAUACAAUGUAACUAUAGUGUUAUACAAUGUAACUAUAGUGUUAUACAAUGUAACUAUAGUGUUAUACAAUGUAACUAUAGUGUUAUACAAUGUAACUUUAGUGUUAUAAAUAUGUGAUAUAAAAGGGGGUGGGCUUAAUAUUAAUAUAUUUCUGAGGCAUGAAAAUGGUGUGUGCGGUUAUGAACUUCUGGGAGGGGAGAGCUCUAAUUGUGAUUUUUAUUAAGAACGUUACUUGAGUGCAUGGUGUGUCCAGUAACUUUAGUGGAUGGGAAUUUCAGGCGAUGGAUGCUACCUAUGUUUUGGCAACCUACAGCUAGUUCCAAAACAAUUACCAAGUAUUGCUAAAUAUAAUUAACUUAAGAAUGUCCAACAACUUAAAGAAUAGGCUUGCUGGUAACGACAUUUCUGGAUAAAUCUCAAAAUAUUUCAUAAAUAAGGAGUUACGGGCGGUGUAAUACAAGUAUAUGUAUAUGUCAUAUGUGUAGCCGCGUGGUGAAGAGACAGCUGACAGUUGUGUUUAUAUAUUUGGUAUGUAUAAACUCAAGGAAAUGCAGGUCUUGAGGACUGUAGCCUUUAUUUGGUUCUUACAGUGCUGUGUAAACAGGAAUGGUAGAAGAAAAUCUUAAGUAAAAGUUCCAAGAAAGAGGAGCUGAAGAAAAGGCUUAAGAAAAGGGACACUAUCUCAAAAGAUACAAAUAGUACAGGUUAACAAUGUCCUGAAUAAUAUUGAAUUACACAGCUAACAAAUAACCAGAUUAAAUAACUUUGUAGUUACAGGUUAUGACAGAAUACACUUAACUACCAAUGCAGAUGCAUGAUGACCAUAUAGUACGUGUUAUACAGAUGCCAAUUGAAAUGAUAUCCUUGAAGAAAUGUUAAAAGAAUUCACGUGGCAGUGUUUAACUUGUGGCACGUACACCGUCGUACAUUCAAAACCAGAUGUGAGGGUCAACAUACAGGUGUGAGAUGUGAGGGUCAACAUACAGGUGUGAGAUGUGAGGGCCAACAUAGAGGGGUGAGAUGUGAGGGUCAACAUAGAGAUGUGAGGGCCAAGAUACAGGUGUGAGAUGUGUGGGUCAACAUAGAGGUGUGAGAUGUGAGGGUCAACAUAAAGGUGUGAGAUGUGAGGGUUAACAUACAGGUGUGAGAUGUGAGGGCCAACAUACAGGUGUGAGAUGUGAGGGUCAACAUACAUGUGUGAGAUGUGAGGGCCAACAUACAGGUGUGAGAUGUGAGGGCCAACAUACAGGUGUGAGAUGGGAGGGCUAACAUAGAGGUGUGAGAUGUGAGGGUCAACAUAGAGGUGUGAGAUGUGAGGGUCAACAUACAGGUGUGAGAUGUGAGAGCCAACAUAGACGUGUGAGAUGUGAGGGCCAACAUAGAGGUGUGAGAUGUGAGGGCCAACAUACAGGUGUGAGAUGUGAGGGUCAACAUACAUGUGUGAGAUGUGAGGGUCAACAUACAGGUGUGAGAUGUGCGGGUCAACAUA